AACCAUUCCAACUGCGUUUGAUAUUUCUUAGUCAAACGUUGUUUUUGGGGUUUUAAUUUAGCCUAUUUUAGUCAGAACAUUUUCGUCCAUUUUGACUUCAAAAAUCAUGGAACAAUUCUUUCAUGUGAUCACACUAUUUAAUAAUUUUCCCCAAAGAUUUUGUUUUUUGUAUCUUGGUGGGCUGCCCGAACAAUAGAAAUUUCUGGGCAUUCAUCAUUUUGUUCAGCAAUUUUGUUGAAAACUCAACGUAUUGCCGGAGAUUGAGGACAAGAAAUACAUUUAAGUCGGGUUUCUUAUUAGUGUCGAAAGAUUCUUCUUUUCUUGGAUAUAAAACAUUGAAAAGUUUCUUUCGGCAUCUUUAAGCUGUUCUUCAUUACGUUGUUGCUUUUUGCAAAUACUUCUAUUCCCCCAUUUUUGAUCUGAGGCAUUUUACUUCCGCCAUUCCUGCAGAUUUUGUAGUCUAUUGUAUUGAGGUUAAGGUGUUGUUGACUAUGUGGACAUUGCAUUUAACCUAAUGGGCUGGUUUAGCAAAAUUUUCAAAGGUUCAGAGCAUAAAGUUUCAGAGGGGCAGUGUGAUUGGAGAUAUGGAGCUGAACCAGUGGAUAAUAAUCCAUCUACUUCAUGGGACUCAUGGUCAGAGAUGGAAGACAUAGACCGUGCAAUUGCUUUAUCGCUUUCAGAAGAAGAUCAAAGAGGAACUACUAUCAUUGAUAGUGAACCGCAAUUGGAAGAAGAUGAACUACUUGCUAGGGCUAUCCAGGAGAGCUUGAAUGUCGAGUCUCCAGCACAGCCAGGGACCCCAAAUGACAAUGGCAUGGGAAAUGGAUAUGGACAUGGAAGUGGGUACGGGCAAGGACAUGGACAUGGAAAUGGACAUGGAAGUGGACAUGGAAAUGAUAGCCUUUACCAACCUAUAUCUUUUCCUUAUUCUAUAAGUCUCAGGAUUUGUGCUGGAUGCAACACAGAGAUUGGCCAUGGAAGAUUUUUGAGUUGCAUGAGUGCUGUUUGGCAUCCUGAAUGUUUUAGAUGCAAUGGAUGCAGCCAACCAAUAUCUGAUUAUGAGUUUUCCAUGUCCGGGAGCUACCCAUAUCACAAAGCUUGCUAUAAGGAGUCUUAUCAUCCGAAAUGCGAUAUCUGCAACCACUUUAUUCCUACAAAUGCAACUGGUCUUAUUGAAUAUAGGGCACAUCCUUUUUGGUCCCAAAAAUACUGUCCGAGUCAUGAGCUUGAUGGGACUACUCGAUGUUGUAGUUGUGAGCGAAUGGAGUCAUGGGAUGCUAAAUUUGCUCCCCUUAAUGAUGGUCGAAAACUCUGCUUGGAGUGCCUGGACUCUGCAAUAAUGGAUACUGAUGAGUGCCAGCCUCUUUUUCUUGAUAUACUAGAGUUUUACGAAGGAUUAAAUAUGAGAGUGACACAACAAGUGCCAUUGCUUUUGGUUGAAAGGCAGGCACUAAAUGAAGCAAUGGAUGGGGAGAGGCAUGGGCAUCAUCACAUGCCUGAAACUCGAGGUCUCUGUCUUUCUGAGGAACAGACAGUCAGCACUGUACUGAGACGCCCAAGGACAGGAGGAAACCGCAUGCUUACUGAGCCUUAUAAAUUAACACGCCAUUGUGAAGUAACAGCUAUCCUUAUUUUAUAUGGCCUCCCAAGGUUACUCACUGGAUCAAUAUUGGCUCAUGAGAUGAUGCAUGCCUGGCUGCGACUUAAUGGCUAUCGAACUCUCAGACAAGAUGUUGAAGAAGGUAUCUGUCAGGUCCUUGCUAGUAUGUGGUUGGAGUCCCAGAUUUUAUCCAUGCCUGAUAGUAAUAACGCAUCAACAUCAUCAUCUUCCUCAUCAAGCCAGGGAGCAAGAUCUCCAUUCGAGAAGAAACUCAGUGUGUUCUUUAAACAUCAGAUUGCAACAGAUUCAUCUGUGAUAUACGGAAAUGGCUUUAGAGCUGGUAACCAGGCAGUGCUCAAAUAUGGCUUACAGAGGACCCUGGAUCAUAUGCGAGAGACUGGAAACUUUCCUUACUGAGUUUGGUCCCUAACAUGGAAAAAAUAUUCAUCUUUCUUUCGUUUUUUCCCUGUGAAAUUAUUGCUUGGCCUUUCCAUGUUUUAGCUGUAAGGCCUUCCCGUAGGACAUACAUGUCAGUACAGAAGUUUUUGGAAUAGGUUAGAGUGUCAUUCUUAAACCUUGUAUAUCUUAAAGUCCUUACAUUUACUACAAGUACAUCGAAAUUCAUAUUCAUUUUUCUUUUUGCUGUGACGGUGUGGCUUCUCAGUGACCAAAACUCUGAAGUUCUGGCUUAACUGUCUGAAACCAUGUAUGUAGGAGUGAUGAGUGAUUAUUAAUGAACAUCAUUGGAGGGGACUCAA
Messenger RNA from Salvia miltiorrhiza (redroot sage), 2358 nucleotides. RefSeq names its product protein DA1-like. Gene Ontology annotation, molecular function: ubiquitin binding. The transcript has 12 exons. Bases 515 to 2017 code for a protein of 500 amino acids. NCBI's taxonomy places the organism in Eukaryota, Viridiplantae, Streptophyta, Magnoliopsida, Lamiales, Lamiaceae. The record is from RefSeq and is a predicted model, not a curated record.